UUCAGAGAUGCUUUGCUAUGGGAUAAUAUCUGGGCGCUUUCAUUUACUACUCUUCUGCCUUUACUAACCACGUUUGGAUGUCCCAUCUUGCAAUAUUAUAAUCAUUACAGGUUUUGCCAGUUUCAUCAAUCAUCAUCGCCGACAAAUAAUGUGACGAAAUCAUUUAUCCUCAUGAAAAUAGUUUCGUUAGGUAUCAGUGAUGAUGUAUACGGAUUUUUGAUUGAAGGUGCAAACAGUCAAGUCACGUUAACAGCUGCUGAAAUUUUACCAUUAUAA
Molecule: messenger RNA, 276 nt
Organism: Ambispora leptoticha
Lineage: Eukaryota; Fungi; Glomeromycota; Glomeromycetes; Archaeosporales; Ambisporaceae
Source: the annotation of a GenBank genome assembly